UAUAACGAUACUUAGUAAUCAUAAAAGUAUUGCUUUUAAAGGUAUUAAUUUGAUUAAAAUUACACGGCUGAUUGUAUGACUUAGGAAUUAAGUAAGACAUUGUGACUGUUGUACAUUAUUGACAGAACAGAUCAUUAAAAUGAAGCGACAGAGAAUUAAUGUACAUAGACAGAGGCCGAAAUUAGAACUGGUGGUUGAAGCGUUAGAAAAGAGUGGUUGGAAAUCCGAAAUAACUCAACAAGAUCACCAUGGUGACACUGAUGUGGAUGAGAUCGCAAAGAAACCCGACCAACAGACAAACAUUUUGAUUCCCCACAAGUACGCCGAUAAACCCGAAGGUGAUGACUUUGGAGCGGCAUUAUGUACCUACAAAGACUACUUGGAUUUCGGAAAUAUAUAUUACCGACACUUCUUUCAGAAAGUUGAGCCGAACCAACCUGCUUCAAAAAUGAAGAUAAAAGAUGGCGAUGAACUUUUGCUUCUGAACGAAGUGUUUGUUCCAGCUUUGAUGCACAGAGAAGUACUGAACUUGUUUCACGGUGUCAAAGUAGAUGGAAAAACACGGUUAUCUUUGGUAAUACGAAGGAAGCUGAUCAAACAGAAAUGGGAGUGGAUUGAAACCAGUGCUGUUCUUUCUCCGGAAAACCAGAUAUAUGCUGAUUUAGAAUGCCGAAAAUUAGCACGUGUCAAGCCGAUUUGUAGACCAAUGAGCAAACUCUCUUAUCAAGUACAUGGCACCGAGAAAUAUCUAGGCUAUCGUGACGGUGAAGACUGGAUUGGUAACAAAAGAAGAACCCCUCCAGCAGUUACUGAUUUAAAAUACAACGAAGUGGAUGGUGACAAGAUAAUUUAUAGACCAAUGAGUCAACACUUUUAUAAAGUACCUGGCUCAGAGAAGUAUGUAGACAUUCGUGACUGUAAAGUUUGGAUUGAUACAAUGAAUAGUGGCGAUAACAAAACAAAGAUAAUCUGGAAACAUCCAAAGAUUUGGCAGGCAGACACUGAAGGACAUAUAAACUUUGCAACUACUCUUUGUGACAUGACAAAGAAGUGGUACAUUGCUAUUGAUCCGGAGGACCAGAUCACUGUAGAACCUGACCCAGUCUGGUUUAAAAUGAUCAAGACGGGAAGUAACAUACGCUUUCAGUUCCGAAAGUUGUACCUUGGAUAUAACUUGAAGAAUGAUGAAAUGCAAGCGCAAGUUACUGAUUACUUGUUUGAAGAACUUCCCGCACCUUCUGUUGGCACUGUAGAUGGUUCAGUAAUCAAUAAACAAUACUGAGCAAUUCUCUGGAAAAGAACCACUUGAUAUAAAUGUUAAGUCAUCACAGACCGGAAUUAACUCUUUAUUGUGGAAAUGUCAAGACGUCAGAUACAGGAAAGUCUAACAGAGAAUGAUGCAGACUUUUAUGAAUCAGCGUUUGGUGAAAUUGGACUUUGGAAACUAAGUAACAAUACCCUCAUCAUUAUUCCAAUGCUGUAUAGUAUAUCUCUUGGGGAUGUUCUUUUCACAUAAAUUUAUACGGACAUGGAGUCGGUGUAAAGCAACCGUUAAUGACACAUUGUUGCAUAUUUUAUGUUAUUGUCUCAAGAGAAAUGGUGAUAAAUACAAGCAAUGGAAUUUUCUCCUGCAGACGCACGUCGUCCAUAAUAAUUGAAACUUUAGCAUCUCAGGAUCAAAUAAACACUGUUAUUCAAACUCAUUUAUAGAUACAUGUAUAUGAAGUUAGGAUGUUUUAAUAACUAGUUUGGUGAACAUAAGAAAUAUAGAAGCAUUACAUCAUGUAGAAUGGUAUACAUUUAAUGUGUUCGUUUGUAUCUCUUACAGUUUGUUUCGGUAUAAGGGUAACUAAUGUGGGGAUUGAGAAAUGUGAAUAUAUGUACAGAGUCACCUCCCAUUCUUUGCAAUGUAGUAUUACUCGAUAAAUGUUUUGUUUAUAGACACACGUUAUUGAAAAACGACCUAAUGUUUACUUUUAAAGUGUACAUAUUGAACUAAACGCAUUACAAUCUGUGGUCAAUUUCAUAUUUUUGUAUUUACUGAAAAAACAACAGCUGAAAUCAGUCAUUUUUUUAUUUUGACAAUUACUUAAAAAUUACUGAAAGUAUUUUCUAGAAAUUUAGUAAAAGCUUUGAAUAAUACAUUGUUGACAAAAUUAAACAGUUCAAGAAAAUUAAACAAAAACAUCGAAUACUACUCAUUUUACAACAUCAACCCAUAUUAAAAAGUCGAAACAGUACACUUUAAUGUCUGGAAUAUACAAUCUAGCGGUAAACAUUACGGAGGACGAAAUUAUUAAGAACACGAAAUAACAUCCAGAGAAGAUCAUUUGAUAUUUGUAAAAUAUUUGCCCAUUUUAUAGUAAAAAAGCAAAAUCGACACCUCUGUAUUCUUCUAAACGGUAUUCACCCGUUUUCAAAAGACAGCCAUUUCUUGUGUAUUUUUGUGAUUUUGAGAAUUUGGGAUGUGGUAUUAAAAUGUGAAUGAAGUUGCAUCUUUGCAUCAUUUUGAGAUUUCUGAAAUUUGACAUGUUAUUAAAAACAUGUUGAUAAUAUAAAAGGUAUAUUCAGCAAUGUUUAAAAUAUUGAAGAAAUGGCAAAUACGGGUUACUUGUUUUGUUAUGUAUGUGUAUGUCUGUAUUUUCUAACAUUUUACAAGGUUGUUUUGAAUUUAUCGACGUUCUCAAAUUGUUCUGGUCUGAAGUGUAUUCCUGUCGAAUGAAGCAAUAACAGGCUUACACUUCCGACCUUUACACAUGUAUUUGCAAUAAAUGUGACACUGUCCGGUUAAACUAUUACAUACAAUCUAAUGCCGCUU
This is a messenger RNA of Mercenaria mercenaria, 2818 nucleotides long. RefSeq lists its product as uncharacterized. The transcript is spliced from 10 exons. The coding region runs from base 140 to 1282 and encodes 380 amino acids. The record is from RefSeq and is a predicted model, not a curated record. Gene Ontology annotation, molecular function: protein binding. Lineage: Eukaryota; Metazoa; Mollusca; Bivalvia; Venerida; Veneridae.